AUGUGAGGAUUGGCCCGUGACUGGACGCAGACCCCCAGGGGUGUUCCAUAGAGUACGUCAGAAAAAGAAGACCAGAGAGGAAGUGGGGUGGUCACUGAUAUCUUCUUAACAGGUUGGAGGUCAUUGAGAGGCACAGCACUGUAAGGACAUGGUGAAGUCACAUGAUACCUGGAGGCGGGGCGGUAGUUCGUUUCAUGACGCAGAAAAAAACAUCGUGUGCUUACUGGCUACUUUUCUGAUGUGAGAACAUCCGGUAGAACUCCAUCAUGGAAGCGGCGUUAUGCGACUACCCAGAGGAGCCUCCCACCUCUGCUGUCCUCUUGGACAGCUGCCACUUCUCUCAAGUCAUCUUUACAAAUGUGGAGAAAUUCUACAUCCCUGGUGCAGAUGUAACAUGCCAUUACACCCUUUCUCAACAUAUCACACCACAGAGGAAGGACUGGGUGGGCAUCUUCAGGGUGGGAUGGAAGACGACCCGUGAAUACUACACUUUCAUGUGGGCACCUUUGCCAAGCAGCGAUUCCAACAGCAAUGUGCAGCAGCUGGUUUUUAAAGCCUACUACCUACCAUUGGAUGAUGAGUAUUAUCAGUUCUGUUACAUUGACCAGGAUGGGCAAGUCCGUGGAGCCAGCGUGCCCUUCCAGUUCCAUGCAGAGGCUGAGGAUGACAUGCUGGUGGUUACUACACAGGGUGAAGUAGAGGAGAUUGAGCAACAAAAUGCAGCUUUGCUUCAGGAAAACCAGAAACUGAAAGAAAAAGAAUCAACCUUGCAAAAGCAGAAUGACGAUCUACAGGAAAAGAUCAGGGCAGUUGAGGAAGAGAAAAGGGAGCUUGAGGAAAAAUUCCGUUUGCUACAGGCUGGGACCAUGGAGCUUCAGAGAGCACAGAAUCUGCAGGCUUUAGAGAAAAGCGCUGCUCAGACUGAGAUCACGGCUCUGACAGAAGAUAAUAGAAAACUGCAAAAGGAACAGGAGGAUCUUCAAAGAAGCUUGGAUACUUUAAGGAGCAGUUAUGAGAAACUCAGUUUGGAAGUAAAUCAUUUUAAAAAUCAAAUUACAGAUCUGGAAGCACAGAACAGCUCCACAGAGAAAGAAUUGCAGCUGAUCAAAGAAGAGAAAAAAAAUCUAUUACUAGAACAGGAACGACUGGAAAACAACCUGAAAACUACCCUGAGCAAUGUGGUUCAGCUUCAGUCAGAAGUGCAGAAUCAACAGAAAGAGGUGCAAAACCUGAAGGGGGCAGAUCAAGAGAAAGCAAAGCAACUUCAGCAGCUGAAGGAAGAGAAUCGUCAGUUAAAUAAUGCCUUGCUUAGACAGCAAAAUUUGGAGGAGGAACUGGAGGAGAAAACAUGUUUGCUUCAGACCCUGCAGAAGGAAAUUAAUGAAAAGGAAAAGGCAAAUCAGAAUUUAAUGCGGGAGAACAAAGGACUGAUGGCAUGCCUUCCCGAAAUGAUAGGUGAUGUACCUGCUGGGGUCCUAACCCAGUCAUCAGAAAAUUCUGGCCUUUUGUUUGGGAAUCCAUAUUCUGGUGAGCAUCCAGUUAGAAGGUUCAAAUCGGAUUAAAAACAUAUGGUGUUGUAUCUUAAUGUCCAGGGCAAAUAUUCUAUUUAGGAUUUUCAUUCACACAACUAAUGUUGCACAUGCAAUUGCACUAUUCAGUGAGGUCCGUGGCACAAAUCACUCACACAGCAGACACCUCACCAAAUUUAAAAAAGUGGGUGAUGGUAACAGUUCUGCUGUCAUUCUCAGCAUUCUGCCAUCUGAACCUUGGUUUGGCUAACAACCGGGCCACCUCUGCUCCUCAGAGCCUUAUGCUGGGGCCUUUGUUAGCUGUGCCUGGAGAUCUGUGGGAUUCAACUCCAGAUUUUCAACAUGCAAAGGAAGUGCUCUGUCCAUGAUCAGCAGCCCUUCUCUAAAGAAAGGGAACAGUAGAGAACAAGAUAAAUGCAGUAUGGAAAACAUUUUUUUCCAUGAAAAUCCUUUGCACUGGUUAUAUAUUUUAUUUGCCUGAUAUCUAGAAUAUUUUCAGUAGCACUACAAAAGGAAGUAGUAGAUGACAUUGCUAGCAUAUUAAAUUCUUUGGAUGAGGGCCUUAGCUUACUGGUUUUGCAUUAUACCUCACAACAGCAACACAUAUGCUGGAUGAACAGAAUAAAAUUCCACGUCAGAGCAUUCAGGAUACAGUGGUGACUCAACUUACAAACUUGGUUCUGGAAGAUGGUCGUAACUCGAAGUGGUCAUAAAUCAGGAUGGUUGUAAGUUGAGGCACUACUGUACCAUUAUCUGGCAAAUUUCCCUUAUUUCUGAAAAUAAACAAAAAACACAUUAUAGCUGACAGUGUGAAACAUACAUUGGGCAACAGAACUCUCUGUAAAAGAGGGCUUUGCGUUCAGCAUCAUAGUAAUCUUCCUAUGGUUACAUAGGAAGUAGGAGAAAGGGUAAUGGCUGAUCAAGAAUUAGUAGAUAGCUUGGAAAAUUAUUCCAGGAGAUUCAGCUGUUUUGGGGAUAAUAAGAGUAAUUCCAAAAGCGCUGAGGUCUUGUACAAGGUUGCCCUCUUACAUUUGAAGUACAAAGGCCUACUGGGCAGGAUAGAAGCAAACUAAUAAACCAGUCUUCUUAACCUGGGAUCCUCUACGUGCAUUAGACAUGUAGGGAUUGUGGUGUAAAAUCUGAUAAGGUUGGAAUAGCUUCCAAGUAGCUUUGGAUUUAAUUA
Messenger RNA from Pogona vitticeps (central bearded dragon), 2712 nucleotides. NCBI's taxonomy places the organism in Eukaryota, Metazoa, Chordata, Lepidosauria, Squamata, Agamidae. The record is from RefSeq and is a predicted model, not a curated record.